AAGGAACUCACACACUGAAAGAAUAUCUUUGAUGAAGACAAUUCAAGCAAGCUGAAUGAUUACUACAACAGAAACACAUGAUUAAUUGAGAGCUUGCAGUGGGUCCGGCGAAUCCUCGCCACCUAACUUAUCAUGGUUUGGGGCAGUUUGACGAGAAUCCAGUUUUGAUAAAACAAUUGUUUUUUUCCUCCCCAAGUGACUAUACAUUUAAAUAGCUAAAACAUCUGUUCAGCAACAUAGUAAAACAUGUAUACUCGGAACGCUUGAGAGAAGAGCCUGCCAAACCCUCAGUUGAGAGGGACUUUGCUGAGGGGGAGCACCAAGAUAAAGCAACCACUGUUUGUUUUGUCUAGUCAGGGGGAAAGCCAAGGCAACCAAUAUUUUUGGUUUUACAAAUUUCAUUGUGAAGAAUUAUUUGAGAAAGGGUGGCAAGGGGAGAUUCCCUGACGGGAAUUUUUUAAGCUGUCCAUUAGCAGUGCAAGAGAGCCUUGGAUGUCAACACCUAACAGACUCUUGAGACCAGCUACUAAACCACGAAAAGUGACUUUCUUCUCCAGUGUUCUUUCCGGCCCUUCUGAUGGAAGCAGAAACAGGGAGCAGCGUUGAGACUGGAAAGACAGCCAACAGGGGCACUCGGAUUGCCCUGGUUGUGUUCAUCGGUGGCACCCUGGUGCUGGGCACGAUCCUCUUUCUAGUGAGUCAAGGUCUCCUAAGUCUCCAAGCUAAACAGGAGUACUGCCUGAAGCCAGAAUGCAUCGAAGCUGCUGCUGCCAUCCUGAGUAAAGUGAAUCUGUCUGUGGAUCCUUGUGAUAAUUUCUUCCGGUUCGCUUGUGAUGGCUGGAUAAACAAUAAUCCAAUUCCUGAAGAUAUGCCAAGCUAUGGGGUUUAUCCUUGGCUAAGACAUAAUGUUGACCUCAAGUUGAAGGCACUUUUGGAGAAAUCAAUCAGUAGAAGGCGGGACACUGAAGCCAGACAGAAAGCCAAAAUCCUUUAUUCAUCCUGCAUGAAUGAGAAAGCGAUUGAAAAAGCAGAUGCUAAGCCACUGCUACAUAUCCUGCGACAUUCACCAUUUCGCUGGCCUGUGCUCGAAUCUAAUAUUGGUCCUGAAGGGGUUUGGUCAGAGAGAAAGUUCAGCCUUCUGCACACACUUGCGACAUUUCGUGGUCAAUAUAGCAAUUCUGUGUUCAUCCGUUUGUACGUGUCCCCUGAUGACAAGGCAUCCAAUGAACAUAUCUUGAAGCUGGACCAAGCAACACUCUCCCUGGCUGUGAGGGAAGACUACCUGGAUAACAGCACAGAAGCCAAGUCUUAUCGGGAUGCCCUUUACAAGUUCAUGGUGGAUACUGCAGUGCUUUUAGGAGCUAACAGCUCCCGAGCAGAGCACGACAUGAAGUCAGUGCUUAGGCUGGAAAUUAAGAUAGCUGAGAUAAUGAUUCCGCAUGAAAACCGAACCAGUGAGGCCAUGUACAACAAAAUGAACAUUUCUGAACUGAGUGCUAUGAUUCCCCAGUUUGACUGGCUGGGCUACAUCAAGAAGGUCAUUGAUACCAGGCUCUAUCCCCACCUGAAGGACAUCGGCCCCUCAGAGAACGUGGUGGUCCGCGUCCCCCAGUACUUUAAAGAUUUGUUUAGGAUAUUAGGCUUUGAGAGGAAGAAGACCAUUGCCAACUAUUUGGUGUGGAGAAUGGUUUAUUCCAGAAUUCCAAACCUCAGCAGGCGCUUUCAGUAUAGGUGGCUGGAAUUCUCACGGGUAAUCCAGGGGACCACAACGUUGCUGCCCCAAUGGGACAAGUGUGUAAACUUCAUUGAAAGUGCCCUCCCUUAUGUUGUUGGAAAAAUGUUUGUGGAUGUGCACUUCCAGGAAGAUAAGAAGGAGAUGAUGGAGGAAUUGAUUGAAGGUGUUCGCUGGGCCUUUAUUGACAUGCUGGAGAAAGAAAACGAGUGGAUGGACACAGAAACAAAAAGAAAAGCCACAGAAAAGGCAAGAGCUGUUUUGGCAAAAGUUGGCUAUCCUGAGUUUAUAAUGAAUGAUACUCAUGUUAAUGAAGACCUCAAGGCAAUCAAGUUCUCAGAGUCUGACUACUUUGGCAAUGUACUGCAAACCCGCAAGUAUUUAGCACAGUCUGACUUCUUCUGGCUAAGAAAAGCUGUUCCAAAAACAGAGUGGUUUACAAAUCCAACCACGGUCAAUGCCUUCUACAGUGCAUCUACCAACCAGAUCCGAUUUCCAGCAGGAGAGCUCCAGAAGCCUUUCUUUUGGGGAACAGAGUAUCCUCGAUCUCUGAGUUACGGUGCUAUAGGAGUAAUUGUCGGACACGAAUUUACACAUGGAUUUGAUAAUAAUGGUAGAAAAUAUGAUAAAAAUGGAAACCUGGAUCCUUGGUGGUCUGCAGACUCUGAAGAAAAGUUUAAAGAAAAAACAAAGUGCAUGAUUAACCAGUAUAGCAACUAUUAUUGGAAGAAAGCUGGCUUAAAUGUAAAGGGGAAGAGGACCCUGGGAGAAAAUAUUGCUGAUAAUGGAGGUCUGCGGGAAGCAUUUAGGGCUUACAGGAAAUGGAUAAAUGACAGAAGGCAGGGAGUUGAGGAACCUCUUCUACCUGGCAUCACAUUCACCAACAAUCAGCUCUUCUUCCUGAGUUAUGCUCAUGUGAGGUGCAAUUCCUACAGACCAGAAGCUGCCCGGGAACAAAUCCAAAUUGGUGCUCACAGCCCUCCUCAGUUUAGGGUCAAUGGUGCAAUUAGUAACUUUGAAGAAUUCCAGAAAGCUUUUAACUGUCCACCCAAUUCCACGAUGAACAGAGGCAUGGACUCCUGCAGACUCUGGUAGCUGAACCACUGGGUUGUGCCAUCCUGAGAAAGCUGCACACGGCUAGCAUAUUGCCCACUGCUCUAGGUCUAUAUUCCUCUGAAGAAUUCCAUUCUUAAUGUACUUUCAUUACUUAGGUAGAUGACCUGCUUGGAUCUAAAUGGCAUUUGCUCAAUGUUAUAGGGCUGAAAAAAUGGAAUACAAGAAAUAAACCAAAUAUGUUUCUUUAGAAAACCAAAUCAACAAAAAUAAAUUCCUAGGCUACUUUUGUUAAA
Molecule: messenger RNA, 3081 nt
Organism: Otolemur garnettii (small-eared galago)
Lineage: Eukaryota; Metazoa; Chordata; Mammalia; Primates; Galagidae
Gene: PHEX
Product: phosphate regulating endopeptidase homolog X-linked
Exons: 22
Coding region: 578-2827 (749 amino acids)
Biological process (GO): protein processing
Cellular component (GO): plasma membrane
Molecular function (GO): metalloendopeptidase activity
Source: RefSeq, a predicted model, not a curated record